Rodentolepis nana is the source of this 630-nucleotide messenger RNA. The record is from the annotation of a GenBank genome assembly. Lineage: Eukaryota; Metazoa; Platyhelminthes; Cestoda; Cyclophyllidea; Hymenolepididae.
AUGCGUGCUGAAAUAAGUCAGGUACUUGAUUACUCGUGGGAUUUUGUUACAUCGUUAUUUUGGGCACGUUACCCAAAUCCUUACGCGUAUUUACAUGUCCUGCACGAAGAUGUUCUUGACCGUUAUUUUAUUGAUGGGAAUAAGCUCUACACAAAGAGGCUACUUGUUAAAAAAGGAUUUGGAAAUGUUCCCUUUUGGUUGCGUAAGAUUUUGUCUAAUCGCCAGGAAUUAAUAAUGGAAGAAUCUAUAAUUGAUUUGGAAAAGAAGGAAAUUCUUACAUCAACACGGAACUUCGGAGGUCUUUCGAGCUACGCUGUUCUAGUUGAAAACUGCCGUUACGCCCCUAGUAAUAGUGAUCCAAAUAAAACCUCAAUCGCCCGGCAUGUGGAGUUAAAGUCAUCCCUCGGAACUCGUGUUCUCUAUCCUCUUUGGUCAUUCCUCAAUCGUCGCUACUUGAAUUCCGCUGACAAGUCUCUUAAAGGAUAUCGGUUAAUAUGCCAACAGUUCGCCGGUGAAAUCGGCUCUAAUUCCAUGUUGUCUACUAAAUUGGCAGAUCGUCUUAAGGAAUUUGCAUUGAAGAAACGACCUCGUGUUAUGAGGGCUCAGGCUGAUUGUGAUGAUCUCGAUUAA